AAAGUGUGCAUCGUUCCACGGAUUGGAGCGGUUUUAGUUUGAAAUUUUUGGAUGCAGCUGCUGAAAUCCAGAUCACUUCUGGUGUGUAAAAAGUGAAAUAAUUCGAAAAUAUUCAUCACUUUUGUGGACAAAUGUGGAUGAUUGUGCCGAUAUAGAAUAUAAAUGCAAUCUCUUUAACAGAAAAUUGUAUUCAACCACAGAAGCUAUUUUUGGGAUUAGUGUAGUUACAGCAGCAGAAAUUGUACAGUGUUAAAUAAAAAAAAAUUGAAUUAAACGUGAAACAACAGUGCAAGCAUACGAACAACAAAGCUAAAUGACAGUACAAUAGGUGUAUUAUAGCGAAAAAAAGAAGUCAGUUUGCAAAAGUUUUGUGCGAAGAGGGCGACACAUUAGCGGUGGACGGUCGCGGCCAAAAUCAUCCUGCACCGAAUACAACCAACUAAGGAACCAGAAAGAUGUCUCCAAUUCUGUUUUUGAUUCUGUUGGCAGCACCUCAGUUGUUAUUAGCAGAGAAGGACAAUUCAGUACGUCCAACAACGGACACCUACCUUGCCGACAAUGUAGGCCAAGAAAGUAUAUUUCACCCAUCCAUCUUCAACACCAGCGUUGGAAGCUUUCGAAAACCCAAGCGAGCAACGGGUGAAAUUCCGCUAUUAAUCAUCCGUCCUAUUGACAAGAAAAGGAAAAAGCAUUAUUUCAAUGAACCAAUGGUAAAACUCAUGUCUGGUGGCGUUGCAUCGUAUGGUAACUACCCUGAAAUCCAUACCAACGACGGUGAAGUAUUUUCUCUAGAACACAUGUUGCCAAUUUUGGGCUUAGAAGGAAUGGUCUUCAAUGGACUUCCGAAAAUUCCUCACUAUUCUCAUCAAAUCAAACCAACAGAUUCAGAUGCUCACUUUUUCACACAAAAGAUUCGAGAUCAGCUAUUCCCAGCACCUCUGACCAUAAAGGCUAGUGAUACUCCUAUCGCGACUUCACCACAUCAUUCGGCAGCUCCAAUAAACUAUGUUCCUGCCAUUAACACAGAAGAACAGCUGCUGAAGCUAGGGCAUCAAGCCCUAGGCAAAUUGGAAACACCUGGAUCGCCGCCAUCAUCUACAUCCUCAUCGUCAUCGUCGUCGUCAUCGUCAUCACCAGCGUCUGCUGAUAGCCCAACCUUUUCUCCUCUAGUUCAGGAAAAACCAGCGUUCGUCAAACCUGAAAUGUUACCCACCAAAUUUCACUUCAAUAAAUUCCAACCGGAAAACAUGAUGAUUAAAGCGAUUCCCAUCAAUCCUAGUCCAAACUAUGGACCUGUAAACUUCUUUGGAAUGCACAACGACAUUGUAAAACAUUACAAGCCGUCCUUCAUGUUCUUACCGCAAUCUCAACCGCACAAAUGGUUGGAUCUGCCCAAAAAACCCAUGAUGGUAACUCCGUUGUCAAUUAGUACUAAUUUCUUCUCAUCCAAACCUUCAAGUGCGGACGGUAAUCACCAACAGCUACAAUCACCGAAAACAUUUUAUCACAUACAGCCACAACAUCACCAGUCUUCUCCGGCACCUCAGACUCACAUAAACUAUUAUUUCCCGAAAGAGAUUGAAAACAUACCUCAGCCGCAAGCGCAGAUUCAAUCGCAUCCACAAAACAUCCAGCAUCCGUCAGUACCGGUGAAUACAGUUCAAAAUGGUGAGCAUGUCAAUUUUGUCGUGGCAAAGCAACCUGUUAUAGAAGUGACUUCCGAAAAAGCUUACAAGCCAUACAACGCUCAUCUGAAACACAAAUUCCCAAAACCAACAUAUGGCGAUCAGAAUGGCGGCGAGCCUUCGUUUUACAUCCACAAGGAGUUUGAUUUUUCCGGUAAAACAAACGGUAACAGCCAGAACAACAUAGUGACUGAAUAUCAUGGAUCGCACAAUCUACCAACGGUAGAAACGCAACACCUACCAGAGCCGGUUCCAUAUUCAGCGCCCCAAUAUUUGCCCUUGCCACAGGCGCAACCACUGCAACAACCAGCACCUGCCCAAACGUUACAUCAAACGCAUUCGGCAUCAACUCCCCAACCAUUCACUCACUACAACCCGAUAGUUUCUAGCCAGAACCAUUGGAAAUUGGGACGGAGGAAUCACGAGCACAUAAAGCCCGUCGUGGAAAUUACCAAUCCCGAAGCGGACAGUUCGCAUGCUUCUUCGUCGCUUGUACCGAAGACACUGAAACCGGCAGAAAAAUCCACGACGGAAGUUCGAAUCGACGUGAAACAUGUUCCGUACGUGCGGCAGACGACCGAAGGCAAGCAGGAGUCGAAAAAGAAUGGUGACAGUAGCAGCAGCAGCAGCAGCAGCAACAGCAGUAGUAGUAGCAACGUUAUCAGUAACAGUGAAAGCAGCAGCAGUGCCAGCAAUAUCGGUACAAGUUCCGUUCGAACCACAACGCGGUCUGCCCGGCAGGGAUGAUUUCCCAAAACCAGAGGGGCCGGUCCGAAGAAGACUGGAACUGGAGUAACAGGUUGAACCCAUCAACCGCGGAUCAAAUGAACGAACAAUGAAGUUUGAUUAUGCCGUAAACAUAGAUUGAUAUGGAUGAUUGAACAACGGAGACGCCGGCUGUGGGAAACAACGCCCAUAUUUCGGUUACAAAAAUAAACUCAAUUUGUGCCGGUAUAUUUCGAAUGCGGAAAAAAUCGAAGCUUUCGUUACUCGCUUUUUUAAUUUAGAUACAAAAUCGUUAUUGCCAAUGGCACUUGAGUAUAUGUUAUUUAUUUAUUAAAGUAGAGUUUUGCUGUUAUCAUUAGAACCAAUAUUUCUUAUUACAAUACGUAGGUUAGUUUUAUUGACUCUGAUUACAGUUUGAACUACGUGCGAGUGUGAUGAUUCAAGAGAGAUAUUUUACGACUGAGUGAGCGUUUGCAGAAAUUUAAUGACUAUGAUUAAUAAACGAAACCUAGAAUAGUUACACGGGAAAAAAGCUAAAGGAACUCAAUACAUUAUGAGGGAUACUGUUUACAAUCUCGUUUUUUUUUUUUUUGUCGCAAUUAUUCAGCAUCAUCAGUUGAAUCUUGGCGCAUUUAUUUAUUUUUCUGGGCUCAAUGGCUGGGACUUUAACAUUCUAGCAUAAAACAGCAGAACUAGAACCACACAUAGAAUAGAACAGCAAAUUGAAAUGAUUGCAGAUUUCAGAUGACGAGCGUAAAAUUAAAACGAAGUUGCUAUUAUAA
Molecule: messenger RNA, 3193 nt
Organism: Wyeomyia smithii (pitcher-plant mosquito)
Lineage: Eukaryota; Metazoa; Arthropoda; Insecta; Diptera; Culicidae
Exons: 5
Coding region: 456-2432 (658 amino acids)
Source: RefSeq, a predicted model, not a curated record